AAUGUCACACAAAAUGUACAGAGACAGACCUGAAUUUAAAGCAAGAGCUUAAAUCAUAGAGUUUUAUGCUUAUCCAGAAAUAUUCCCUCUUGCCCAUGUGCAAGACUUAAAGGAAAGACUACAAUGAAUCUCUCUCUGUUCCUGUGCAAGGGAUUACCCAUGUGACUUUUUUAAUGUCAGUAAAGCCAGCUGGUCAUACACUCUCAAUCCUGCGUGCGGGAUUGUGGCACAUCUGCAUGUGAUUUCUUUUAUGUGAGCAUGCGUGACUUGUUUUCCCCAGAACGUUUGCUGUCCAGCUCACCUGGUCUCGCUUAACGGUCACACGAAGGCAGCGCUCACUCCGCAGGGGGCGGUUGGCGGUUACCAAGGCGGCCUGGAAGAUGUAAACUCAUGGGUCAUCAAACAGCCCUGCACCGGGCAGCUGUUGUGGGAAACCGUGACACCAUCUCUGCCCUCAUCCAUGGGGGCUGUGCACUUGACCUACAAGACAAGGAAGGAAACACUGCUUUGCAUGAGGUAUCAUGGCAUGGCUUCAGCGAAUGUGUAAAGCUACUGGUCAAAGCUGGUGCCGAUGUCCAAGUGAAGAACAAAGCAGGAAACACUCCUCUACAUUUAGCCUGUCAGAAUGGACAUUCCCAGACUGCUCGAGUGCUGCUGCUUGGUGGAGCUAUGCCUGACAGCAAAAACAAUGCAUGUGACACAUGUUUGCACAUUUCUGCACGCUACAAUCACUUGUCCAUGAUUAAGAUCCUCUUGGGUUCUUUCUGCUCUGUGGCUGAGAAAAACCAGACAGGAGACACUGCGCUCCAUGUCGCUGCUGCUCUAAAUCACAAGAAAGCUGUCAGUCUGUUACUGGAAGCAGGAGCUGAUGCAAACAUCAGAAACAAUACAGGCCACACUGCUCUUGAUAAAGCCCAAGACAAUAACAACCGAGAUUUGGCUAUUCUUCUAGCAAAAUCUAAUCAGGUCCAGAGGUUUGCUCGUGGAAAGACGGUGAGAAAAAGAAGAGAUGUGUUGCAGGCCCAGAAGAGAACUCAGUCCCUCCCCAGAGCUCAACCCUCCCGAGAGAAGGACUGUACUGAAGUGGCUGAAGACACAAACAACAGCGAUCAAGUAUUUCACAGGAUACAACCUGAACGGAACACAGCAACUCUGAGCCCCUGCACAAGGAGAAAGAUCAGGAGUCCGAGAAGGAAGUUGGAACAUGUGUCCCGGAGAGAGUAUCAGCUCCAUGAGAGAGGAUCUUCAUCCCAGAGAGUGAAACACAGCAGCCCCAGCUCUCAGGAGGAAGAUCAAACUCCGGGAAAAGUGUAUCAGCUUUAUACACUAUACAGAGACAAAGAUGGACAGAUAAAGCAGGCUCCUGCAAAUGACUGUCAUUGUAAGCCCCUCAUUAAAACGCUGGAGAAUAAGCUGAAAGCCACAAAGAUGGAGAUGAGGUCAGAAAUUCACACUGUCCAAGAGGAGAUGAACUGCAGGCUCGGCAGAAUAGAACAAAAACACAAGCAUCAGAUUAAAGUGCUUGAGAAACUCACACAGGAGCGUGUGUCGGCUGAGAGGAUGGAGUGUCAUUAUCGAAUCAAUCAGAGGGCCACACUGGAACGCAUGGAGGGCGAAAGAAAACAGCAGUUAGCUGCUACCAAUGCUGUAAAAAGCUGGUGCAUGUCUAAGAUUCAGGAUUUUGAGGUGCAAAAGCCUGUCGAGACACAAUACUACAAACUCCUGCGCUCUCCAUCGGUGGAUCACUCUCUGGUGGACUCAGAUCCCGAGGGUCUCCCGCUGCUGUCGCUCGUCUCUGAGGAGAGCUCCAGCUCACUGGCCACCUACGUCAAUGUGUUACCCAGUCCAGGAGCAGCUCCUAACACCGAUGUGAAAAGUCUUGAGUUUGGGGAUGCAUUUGGGAGGAGAUACUUUGAGAUGAAGCUGAAUGGUUCUUCAGAUGAUUAUCUUAACCUGACAGCUCCUUCCAUGGUUAAACACAAGCCUCUUUCACGGAAGCUGGCGACUGCUGACCCCAAGUGGCAUCGAGCUGAACUGCAGGAGGUUGAUGUCUCAAAGUCGAGGUCAGACAAGGGGGAUGAACUCUGUGACAGCAGUGCCAGCAGUAGCCUGUCCACAUCCAGCAAGCAAUUCAAUGACAGCGAUACAGAACCAGCGCUCGGCCCAGCCUGGAAACACAGCAGGCACCUGAAGGAUAGGAUUAAAGCACACCACACUCAAACCCAGCAGCGCGGCACCAUGAAGACCCUGGAGUUGUUUUCCCAGCGGCCCGUGGAGGUCACCUUCACUCAAGAGCGGGCAAACUUGCACGCCAUGGAGGUGACGCAGCAUUUCUUUGAGACGGUCUCCACGCAGCUGGAACACUGGUAUGAAAGGAAGAUCCAGGAAGCGCAGAAGGUGUCGGAACAGAAAGCUCUGCAGGAUAGAGCCAGUCUACUGGAGAAGAUCAACACGCUAGAGGAAGAGUUACAGAGGCUUCGCACUAACACUAAAACCGACUGUUGACACAUACGGUACAAUGACCACAUACCUGGAUUCCACUUAAUAUGAAAGUCGUGGCAAUAUAAACUAGUUAGGGGCUUUGUAAAUUGUGGUAGAGUAAACUUUAAAGUAGAGUUUUAUUGUACUAUAGUAAAACACAGGGGUGCAGAACUUAUUUAAAAUGUAUAGGACUGUCUCCAAAUCAAAGUUUCAUUUUGACAGGCAUCAUUAUAUGUAGCUUGUGGUACUUUUUUGAGACCACAAUGCCUUGUUACCUGAUUAAGUAUAUCUUUGCUGAGUGUUUAGUAAAGGAGAAAAAAAUGUAUGGACUACGUAUUUACAGCUUAUCAAAGUGAAUUCACCUCAGGUCACCCAUGGAAUAGUGUAUUCUGUCAUCAGAAUAAUAAAAUUCUGUCAUCAUUUACUCACCAUCUUUGUGACCAUCUUUCAUAACAGGGUUGAUAAAGAUUCAGAAUUGAAAAAUUGGCUUCCUUUCAUUGAGCUGGAAUGUGAGUUGGAUUGGCCACAGCCCACAAGAAGUUCAUUUGGGAUUUGAAUUGGAAUGACAGGGAGAAGAAAUCAAAACAGGUAAUGCAUUCUGGGAAAUGAAGUGUUGUACCUUUUUGGAGAAAUAUGUAAAGUAAUUUAGUUUUCUAUACAAUGAAAGUUAAUAAGGACUGGUCUAUCAAAAAAAAAAAAAAAAAAAAAUAGAUAUAAACAUACAAAUAUAAACAAUACAAGUUGUAUAUAUUGAGCACUAAAUCAGCAUAAUGAUUUCUAAAGGAUCAUGUGACACUGAAGACUGGAGUAAUGGUGCUAAAUAUUCAGCUUUCCCAUCACAGGAAUAAAUUAUUAAUAUCUAAUUAUUAAUUAAAUUCUAAAAUAUAUAUAUAUAAAAAAAAGAUUUUUUUUUUUUAAAUCACUAAAAUACUUUACAAUAUUACUGUUUGUACUGUAUUUUUGAUUAAAGCCUGGAUGACCAUAAGAUACUUUUUUCAAAGACAUACUUAUCGACCCCGAACAGUAGUGCGCGCGCGCGCGUGUGUGUGUGUGUGUGUAAUUUAUAUAUUCAUUAUACUGGAUGGCAUCAGGGUGAGUAAAAAUGACAAAAUUUUCAUAUUUCACGAGUUGUAGCUUGUGUGGAUUGCAAUAUUGUGAAUUAGGAAACCUUUUUUUUUUCAGUCAAUUAUUAAUGGCUAGAUAAAUAGUUAAGAUAUAUAUUUUCUAUUUACCCUAGAUAGAAUUACUGUAAGUUACUUGUUGUUGUAAAGUAUGACAUAUUGUUCAUUUCUUCAGUCUGUGUACCUGUACAUGCAAAAUAUAAAAAUAAAUGUUGUAAUUAAAUUACAGUGGUAGCAGUUUAACUUGAGAAUAAAGAGAAAUGUAUGCAAAGAAUGCAGUAUUUUUUGUUGUGAUUGAUGAUACAUGUGAAAGCUAAAAAGUUUGGCGAGGCAAAUGUUGUAUAACAGGUCAUGAUCCGCCAUGACCUCUGCAGCACCACAUUUCUGUUUUGCAGGGGUCCAACAGGUCGCAUAAUCAUCCUAUAUAUAUCACGUAUGAUUUCAUCAGUUAAUCUCCUCGUUUCAUACUUUUC
This is a messenger RNA of Ctenopharyngodon idella (grass carp), 4075 nucleotides long. It is a transcript of the gene ankrd6a, whose product is annotated as ankyrin repeat domain 6a. The record is from RefSeq and is a predicted model, not a curated record. NCBI's taxonomy places the organism in Eukaryota, Metazoa, Chordata, Actinopteri, Cypriniformes, Xenocyprididae. Gene Ontology annotation, molecular function: protein binding. Bases 391 to 2505 code for a protein of 704 amino acids. The transcript has 14 exons.